UAAAACAACAUCUAAGAAGAAAAAGUGUUCAUCCAUCCCUCCCUCCAUCUGUCUGCUCACUCCUCUCUCUUGUGGAAAGCCUGGAAAAAAAAGCCCGUCACACUGACACCACUAUGAGCAUGUCAGCAGAUAUAAAGAGCGUCUGCCAGCGGGCGGGCGGGACAGAGCGGAGCAGAACUGGUGGAGAGAGAAGAGUUACCUGUCCCACAGCAAGAGGAACUCCUAUGUGUGUGGAGCCUUGCUGGUAGAUUAACUAAAACAAAUCCUGCACAGAAAUCAACUUCAGUCAUCUGGAACAAAAUGAGAGAGUGCAUCUCCAUCCAUGUGGGUCAGGCAGGUGUGCAGACAGGAAAUGCAUGCUGGGAGCUCUUCUGCCUGGAGCAUGGCGUCGGGCCUGACGGCGUCUUCCUGGACAGUCCGGCAGAACCGAACUCUCGUGAAGACCCGUUCAACACUUUCUUCAACACUGGGAGUUCUGGGCGUCAUGUUCCCAGAGCCAUAUAUGUGGACCUGGAGCCCACGGUGGUCGAUGAGGUGAGGGUUGGGAAGUACAGAGAGCUGUUCCAUCCUGAGCAACUGAUCUCCGGAAAGGAGGAUGCAGCCAACAACUACGCUCGUGGCCAUUACACUGUGGGAAAGGAGAUCAUUGAUGGAGUCAUGGAGCGGAUUCGCAAAAUGACAGACCAGUGCACCGGGCUGCAGGGUUUCCUCGUCUUUCACAGCUUUGGAGGUGGAACCGGCUCUGGCUUCACCUCUCUGCUGAUGGAGCGUCUGUCUGUUGAUUAUGGGAAGAAGUCAAAGCUGGAGUUUGCAGUCUACCCGGCUCCUCAGGUGUCCACAGCUGUGGUGGAGCCGUACAACGCCAUCCUGACCACCCACACCACCUUAGAGCACUCCGACUGCGCCUUCAUGGUGGACAACGAGGCCAUCUACGACAUCUGUCGCCGCAACAUGGACAUUGAGAGUCCUGGUUACACCAACCUCAACAGAUUGAUCGGUCAGAUUGUGUCAUCAAUCACAGCCUCACUUCGGUUUGACGGAGCUCUCAAUGUAGACCUCAUGGAGUUCCAGACCAACCUGGUCCCAUUUCCACGUAUCCACUUCCCUCUGGUCACCUACUCACCCAUCAUCUCUGCCGAGAAGGCGUACCACGAGCAGCUGACUGUGGCCGAGAUCACGAGCGCCUGCUUCGAGCCAACCAAUCAGAUGGUCAAGUGUGACCCUCGUCACGGCAAGUACAUGGCUUGCUGCAUGCUGUACCGAGGGGAUGUCGUUCCGAAGGAUGUCAACACUGCCAUUGCAAAUAUAAAGACCAGACGCUCCAUUCAGUUUGUCGACUGGUGCCCCACUGGCUUCAAGGUUGGGAUCAAUUACCAGCCCCCCACAGCAGUUCCUGGGGGAGACCUGGCCAAAGUCCAACGAGCUGUGUGCAUGCUGAGCAACACCACUGCCAUCGCCGAGGCCUGGUCUCGUCUCGACCACAAGUUUGACCUCAUGUACGCCAAGCGUGCGUUUGUCCACUGGUACGUGGGUGAGGGCAUGGAGGAGGGAGAGUUUACAGAGGCCAGAGAGGACCUGGCCUGUCUGGAGAAGGAUUACGAGGAGUUGGCUCAUUCGAACCAAGAUUCUGAGAUUGAGGACGAAGACGACCAAGAAUACUGAACCUGAGGGCGGUUACUGCUGCACAGCACUUCUGUAUAGAGUCGAUCACUGUUACAUACUGUAUCCCUUCUUUUGUUUUCAAAGCAAGGAUGAAACAAAUCUAUGAUCUUUCUCACUGUCAUUUUUUUAUCAUUUUAGUUUCAUUGUAACCACUUGAGACACAUGCUUUUGUGUGGUAGGCAUUUUUACUUACUUCUAGCUAUCAGGAUUUUGGAUGACUUCAAUAAUGCUUUUUUUUUUUCAGGGGAAAAAAAUGGCUUCAUAAAGGGACAAUGGGAUUUUUUGGCUAAUAAACCAAAAAUGUGUUUUUUUGUAAAUACCAACAUUUUGAAAAAUUGCAACAAUACAUCUGAAUGUUGUUUGAUUCUCUUAAUUACCUCCAGAUUAGAGUCUUCUCCUCUUAUCAGAAAGUGGACUGCACUUGACUGAGAAACGAGUCCUGAAUCAAAUCAAUGUAUCAAAUAAGAAUUAAAAAUAUAAAAAACUAAUUAGAUUUGAUCAAAAAAUCUCCACUAGUUAUAACAUAGAGCUGACAUUAUAGCAAUGGGACAAUCAUCCAAUAAGAGUGACAGGGACCAUUCUGCAUUAAAGGUACUUUUCUUUAAUAUAAUAAAAUGUUGUUUCUGCAUUUAUUGAGGUGAAAUUUAGAAUAGCCUACAUGGCGUCUUUAUGUUGGCCUAUAUAGUAUUUUUAAGAGUUUUAUUAAAUAAAAUAUUCAUACUAUAUAUA
Messenger RNA from Labrus bergylta (ballan wrasse), 2391 nucleotides. RefSeq names its product tubulin alpha 5 (gene tuba5). NCBI's taxonomy places the organism in Eukaryota, Metazoa, Chordata, Actinopteri, Labriformes, Labridae. Gene Ontology annotation, molecular function: GTP binding; structural constituent of cytoskeleton. Gene Ontology annotation, biological process: mitotic cell cycle; microtubule cytoskeleton organization. The record is from RefSeq and is a predicted model, not a curated record. Gene Ontology annotation, cellular component: cytoplasm; microtubule.